GACCUGGGAAUAACCACACAUUUUUAUGGAUUGGGAAUGAGUGAUCUUGAGAAGCCGUCAUACUGAUGGAAGAGAUUGCCGAAAGAAGUCCUGAUCCUCAGAAGUGGAGGGUCUCUUACCCAGCUGUAAGACUGGCUUGCUCGGUCAGCAUUUUACCUCCACACUUUAGAAUUUCAUACCUGCUAACUAUCCUUACAAACCAUGAACCAGUCACAACUGCUUGACUGGAGGACAUUGAAUACUAGUGGAUUUUUCCUAAACUCGUCGGAUCAUCACCCUUGUCCACUGGGUUUUGGACACUACAAUUCCGUGGACAUAUGCAUACUGGAAACUACCAUCAUUGUGCUGCUAACUUUUUUGAUAAUUACUGGGAACCUAACCGUCAUCUUUGUCUUUCAUUGUGCCCCCUUACUGCACCAUUACACGACAAGUUAUUUCAUCCAGACUAUGGCAUAUGCAGACUUGCUUGUGGGAGUCAGUUGCCUGGUUCCCACAUUAUCCCUUCUACACUACUCCACUGGAGUCCAUGAAUCUUUGACAUGUCAAGUGUUUGGCUAUAUUAUUUCUGUACUAAAAAGCGUCUCCAUGGCUUGUUUAGCGUUCAUCAGUGUGGAUCGAUACCUGGCUAUCACCAAGCCCCUUUCCUACAACCAGCUGGUAACGCCAUGUAGACUGCGCCUCUGUAUCAUCCUAAUCUGGAUUUAUUCAUGUUUGAUUUUCUUACCAUCUUUUUUUGGCUGGGGUAAGCCUGGCUACCAUGGGGACAUCUUUGAGUGGUGUGCCAUUUCUUGGCAUACCAGUGCCUACUUCACUGGCUUCAUUGUGUGCCUGCUCUAUGCUCCUGCCGCACUAGUUAUAUGUUUUACAUAUUUUCACAUCUUCCGCAUUUGUCGGCAGCACACCAAAGAAAUUAGCGACCGCCGAGCUCGCUUUCCCAGUCAUGAAGCUGAGUCAACUGGAGAAGGCGGGCCUGGUCACAGCCCUGACCGACGCUACGCAAUGGUCUUGUUCCGAAUUACCAGCGUUUUCUAUAUGCUAUGGCUCCCGUAUAUCAUAUACUUUUUAUUGGAGAGUUGGCGGGCACUAGAAAACCCUGCCUUGUCUUUCCUAACCACCUGGUUGGCCAUAAGCAAUAGUUUCUGUAACUGUGUCAUCUACAGCUUGUCCAACAGUGUUUUUCGCCUCGGUCUUCGGAGGCUGUCAGAAACUAUAUGUUCACCGUGUAUGUGUUCUAAAGACAAGAACGAACGGGAACCUAAACCUCGAAAACGUGCUAACUCCUGUUCUAUUUAAAGUCAUUGUACUGACAAUCAUAAGCUAGGAGCACACCUGCACCAGGCCCCGGGAUGCUGCUUUCGACAAAAACGUCUACAAAAUUAUUUUAGCACCUCAUUUUGGCUACAUUGUUUUGAGUUUUUGAUUUGCAUUGGAAAUGUGAACCAUUAAACUCUGAUCCAAACAGACAUGCAAAGAGCACACAAUUCUCUGCAAUUCUGUCAAAAAUGAGUCAUGCUGAAACGGGAGGGGAGCAGAGUAUCAAAGAAAAAACAAAAAGGCGUCAGAUGGGUUAAGAUUAGCUUAUUGAUGCGGAUAUACUGCCGAAAUAUCAGAUUUCGCACAAGUAGUCACUUCCUCUUUUUCACUCUUAAAAUAUAAUGUCUUCAUUGGCUGGGAGAAUAAAAAGAUUAUCAUCCAAGGCUGGUGUUAUAUAAUACAGUACUGCAACGUGAUAAACUAUUACGUAACCUGAAGGUGACCAAAUUGCUGUUUUACAAAUACUGUAUUAGUCGUUUUAUAUGUUUUAUUUUCAGGUUUAAUUUUAUCGAUGUGUGUUAUUAUUAUUAUUAUACCGGUUCAGUACAAGAAGACGAGUGGGCGUAAUGCCACCGUCACUGACUGAAUGGUUGGAGAGUUUACAAAUGCCUGUGCAAUUUGCAGGUGACCAUGAACCUUUCUGUGAUGGUAUGCGUGUUCCCACUAUCCCCAAAAUACCAGCUGCCUUGUCCUCUUAAUAGACCUUAUAAGACACGACUUAUCAACUCGUAACCGAGCUGUGUAAGAGCUGCUAUGAAUGUUUUUUAUUUAUUUAUAAUUGAUGGGUAUUAGCUAUAUCUCCAAAUUAGAUAUCUUAGCCUUUGUGUAGACAAGAAGUGUCUCCGAUAUACCUACAAGAAGUUGCGGUAGCAAGACAUUAAAUUCAUGUCAUAUAUGUAAGUAACCAUAAAUGCUUUGUGUAUUUAUUGAUCAGUCUUACUAAAGACAUGGCUCUGGUUUUCAAGUAGAGGCUUUUGCAGCCCCAGCCACCCAGAUGUUAUUGAGCCUUUUGUCAGACCGAGGCAGUGGCUCUUUCCAGAAUUAGAAGCAGUGACCUUUUUUUUUUCCCCAGAACAAUUGGUGAUUUCACCACCCAUGCAAAAAAUAGAAUCUGCUCAAUGGACUAUGUUCCUGCUAUACAUGUAUUCCGUAAUCAUUCUAUAGUUCAUCCAGCUUGCUGCUGUUUUUGAUCGUUCCUUGUGCAGUUUCACUGUACAUGUUAUAUAUUUAAUAAUAAAAAUGUUUUUU
Molecule: messenger RNA, 2562 nt
Organism: Hyla sarda
Lineage: Eukaryota; Metazoa; Chordata; Amphibia; Anura; Hylidae
Gene: GPR52
Product: G protein-coupled receptor 52
Exons: 1
Coding region: 202-1293 (363 amino acids)
Biological process (GO): G protein-coupled receptor signaling pathway
Cellular component (GO): membrane
Molecular function (GO): G protein-coupled receptor activity
Source: RefSeq, a predicted model, not a curated record